Messenger RNA from Psammomys obesus (fat sand rat), 2531 nucleotides. It is a transcript of the gene Vamp7, whose product is annotated as vesicle associated membrane protein 7. Gene Ontology annotation, molecular function: SNAP receptor activity; SNARE binding. Gene Ontology annotation, biological process: vesicle fusion; exocytosis. The record is from RefSeq and is a predicted model, not a curated record. The transcript has 8 exons. The coding region runs from base 130 to 792 and encodes 220 amino acids. Lineage: Eukaryota; Metazoa; Chordata; Mammalia; Rodentia; Muridae. Gene Ontology annotation, cellular component: membrane; SNARE complex.
UACACGGAAGCUUGUGGCGUCAGGUCCCAUACAUCUCUGGUUUCGGGCAGUGGGCGACUCUAGGAGGACCUGCGUCCCUUGAUCACAAGCCCGAUUGCACACUAGAGGGUAACUGGACAGAUUGAAGUCAUGGCCAUUCUUUUUGCUGUUGUUGCCAGGGGAACCACUAUCCUUGCCAAACAUGCUUGGUGUGGAGGAAACUUCCUGGAGGUGACAGAGCAGAUUCUGGCUAAGAUACCUUCUGAAAAUAAUAAACUAACUUACUCACAUGGCAAUUAUUUAUUUCAUUACAUCUGCCAAGACAGGAUUGUGUAUCUUUGUAUCACUGAUGAUGAUUUUGAGCGUUCUCGAGCCUUCAGUUUUCUGAAUGAAGUAAAGAAGAGGUUCCAGACUACUUAUGGUUCAAGAGCACAGACCGCACUUCCAUAUGCCAUGAAUAGCGAGUUUUCGAGUGUUUUGGCUGCACAACUGAAGCACCAUUCCGAGAAUAAGGGCCUUGACAGAGUGGUGGAGACUCAAGCACAAGUGGAUGAACUGAAAGGAAUAAUGGUCAGAAACAUCGAUUUGGUUGCUCAACGUGGAGAAAGACUGGAAUUACUGAUAGAUAAAACAGAAAACCUUGUGGAUUCAUCUGUCACUUUCAAAACUACCAGCAGAAAUCUUGCUCGAGCCAUGUGUAUGAAGAAUAUCAAGCUCACUAUCAUCAUCAUCAUCGUAUCAAUUGUAUUCAUCUAUGUCGUUGUGUCACUUCUCUGUGGUGGGUUUACAUGGGCAAGCUGUGUGAAGAAAUAAGAAAGAAAAAGUUACCAUUAACAAAGGAUAUGAGAGUGAAAGGACAUAAAGGCAGUCCAUGUGACUCAGGCUUUUCACUACUCUCAGAAAGUACCUGCCAGUUUCCUUAAUCUUUUUCUCUUUUUCUUGUUUUAAUAGUAUUAUAUGCCUCCAGAUUUAUUUUGUCCUACCAUAAGGUUUAUUUUAAUGAACUUCACAUUGAACCAUUAUUUACAGGAGAAAAAGCAUUUCUCUGUUUCUUUAGUUAAGUAGAACCUUCUACUUAGAAAGACACUUUUGUUCGUAGCAUACAAAGAGUUUGCCAACAUGAAAACCACCAAUCUUAAGGCCUGUCUGCUAAAACUGUCUAGGAACUUUGUAUAUUCACACAAAAGUAUUGGGAGACAGAUUGUAUUGCUAACAUAUCAUUUCAGUUUCUUUUGUUAUAGGAGAGUUUUAGGUGCUUCAAAAUAAUAAAUAGAGAAUUUGGGGAAUUAUAAUAAAUUGUUGGUGCUGCUUAUAUCCAGGAGCCCAUACAAGUAAUGUGGUUAACAUUGAGUUUUUAUUUCAAUAAGGUGGGAAACAUUUGCUAGCCCAUUAGAAGCACAAGAAUUAUCCUUCUUACUCUCAGCAUUUACUUUCUGAAAUAAAGUUCGUGCAUUAUUUAUUCAUACUGCAUAUAGUUUAGUAUCUUCAGUUUCCCUAUUACAAAGUUUAAUUGAGAACGUGAAUUAAGUUAAGUUGAGGAUUAUGGGUUUUAUAUAUUCUCUUUUCUUCUGUGCAUAUUUGGGACAAACAUAGUAAUAAAAUUUAUAAUUGAUGAGAGGGGAACCAAAUACCUCUCAGUCACCAAAGAAAAAGAAGAGAGCCAUAGUAAAGGUGCAUGCAUUUUAGCCUCACAAAAUGUGGUCAUGUUUUUGUUUUUGUUUUUGUUUUCCAUUCUUUGAAAAGCCCAAAGUAAAUACAGUUAGAAGUCAGUUCCAGGAUUUGGGUUUGACUUCUUUUUUAUGGUUUAACAAAUUCUUUAAUCUGCCUAAUUUUGAAAAAUUUAAAACCUGAAAGAGAAUAGAUGGUAUAAUGAUAUAGAAAAAAUACAAAAUAUCUUAUCAUACAUUUAUUGUAGUAUAAAAAUUUUUGAGUGCAAUGCUUCUUUAUCUAUUUUGGCAUCAGUCAUUUAGUAGUUGCUGUCUAUCUGAAAAGAAGAAAAUUUUUGCCCUAGAUAUAAUUGCAUUUAUUUAUGAAUAGGUGAAAUUAAAUAGAAGUGAUAUUAUAGCUUACUCUUUUCUCAAUGAAACAAUAAAUUAGCAUUUUAAACUCAGCCAAUUGUUAGCUUAGUCAUGUGCCUUGAAUAUCUUUGUGUUCUAUAAUCAGUAUCUGGGUAUCUUCUACCUUCAUGCUACCUUCUUUUUUUUAUGAUAUAUCUAAUACACACAGGAACACCUCUUUUGUUCAUCAGGCAUACUAAAAAUGUUUUUCCCAUAUAUUUUUAUGAGCACUACUAAUUUCAUUGUAAUUAUAUAAUUAUUUCCUACUUAUAUUCAUUCUCAAAAUAAUUGACAUUUUUGAGUAAUAAUUUUAAUUUUUAAUUAAAGGCUUAAAAUUUACUUCCCUUAUUUUAUAAGCUGAAUAAAAUUUAUGUGCAUGCUAUAAGAAUUAACUAUUCCUUGCUCUAGGUAUAAGAAGGCUUUGUAAGGCACAUGUCUCAUUGUAAAUGAUGCACAAACUUAAGAAAAUAAUAAAACUUAAGAGCAAAAAAUCAA